Diospyros lotus (date-plum) is the source of this 954-nucleotide messenger RNA. RefSeq lists its product as uncharacterized. Gene Ontology annotation, molecular function: ubiquitin protein ligase activity; metal ion binding. NCBI's taxonomy places the organism in Eukaryota, Viridiplantae, Streptophyta, Magnoliopsida, Ericales, Ebenaceae. The coding region runs from base 132 to 689 and encodes 185 amino acids. The record is from RefSeq and is a predicted model, not a curated record. The transcript is spliced from 5 exons.
CAAUUUGGGCAAUUUAGAGGCUCUGCCAGCGAGCAAUCCAUACCUCUGAGACAGAGAAAGGAAGAGGGGGGAAGGCACAAGGGGAGAUUUGACUCUUGUGGGUGGUGGCCCUGGUGGGUUGUGGAAGCGAGAUGGAGGCACCUCCGGAGAACGAUUGCUGUUCGAUAUGCCAUGCAAAUUUCAACGUUCCGUGCCAAGCCAAUUGUUCUCACUGGUUUUGCGGUAAUUGCAUUCUACAAGCUUGGAGUUAUGGAUCAACCUUCCAGCCAUGUAAAUGUCCUUUAUGCCGUCGUGAAAUAACUUUACUGAUUCCCAGUGAUGCUUCAUCACGGCAGCGUCAGGAUUCUCAAGUUGCUGAGACUCUUGGAAAUAUCGAAAGAUACAACCGGUAUUUUGGUGAACGUGCAAAUGGUCUUAUUCAGAGAUUGCAAGACCUUCCUUUUCUCCUCAGGAGAUUGUUACGAGAGAUAAUGGAUCCUCAAAGAUCUCUUCCACUUUUUAUCAGGGCACGUGUCUAUUUGGCAAUGUUAGUAAGCGCCAUCUAUAUUCUCAGCCCUGUGGACAUUAUUCCUGAAGGGAUUUUGGGAAUAAUUGGUUUAUUUGAUGAUGCCCUUAUAGCUCUCAUCUGCUUCCUUCAUGUUGCUGCCCUAUAUCGGUCUGUACUACUUUUUCGGCAUGGAGGCUCUUGAAUUGCCCGGGUUGGAACUGCAAUUGCCCAGCAAAAUAAUGAAGCGAAAGGACUGAGCGGAAAGAAUAGAUGAAAAAGUGUACAUAGGUCUUCCAUUUAUAAGAUUUGUCGCAGUUUCCAUCUCAUGAGAAUGCAGUCCCCGACAUUGAUUAGAGAUGAUCGUUAGUUGAUUACAAAUGGGCUAGUGACAAUUUUGUGUUUGAUUGAUAUUGUGACUCUUACACAAUAUUUGCGGUUGCCAUUUGUAUUUGAUGCUAAUAGUUGCA